AUUUAAAUCAAACUAUGUAAACAAAUCGCACAGUUCUUCUCUUGACUUUACGAAUAAUUUUACCUGAUAAUUAACUAUUUAAUUAUUCAAUUGCCAUCAAUAUGGAUGCAAAAGCAGACAAAAAUCUACAUCGUCUGGAAAGAAAAGCCAUACAAGAAGCGGAAAAACGUAAGAAACCUGGUGAAUGUAUGAAGUAUAUUCAAGCCAUUAUCGAUGAGAACCUAACAAAUGAAUCGAUUGGCUCCAAAAUUCUAGCCACGGCAAACGUCGCCUAUAAGCUUGUCAAUUCACCAAUUCCAAGAACCAUUUUUUGGCAGCGCUCUAUCCAGCAGACUUUAAGGGGUACAAACAAUGAAAUGUGCUUGGACGAAAAAUAUCAAGAUGAAAACAUUUUGCUACAUGUGAUGACAGCUGUCGAGCUAAACUCGUAUAUCACUAGUAAUAAACUCAGACAUCGAAUCGUAACAAUAAAAAGUCACUAUCCGGACAAAGAAUUAUCUUUAGUGAUUUUUGGUUUGAAAGAAUAUUGCCGCAACAAUCGAGCAAAUGCCGGCCGAUUUGCCUUUGAAACAGCACUGACCGAAUUGCAAUUGGUUUAUAAUAUUAGUCACCGGCUUUUGGAUACAGCUGAAGAUGUGGCUCAAGUAUUUUUGCAGUUCAACAAAAGUGUUGCCGAAAAGUUAUACAAGAAGGAUCGUGAUGAAAAAAUAUCUGAUCAAAACUUUUACUUGGCUAAUGACAACAAAGAUUGCGUUCAGGUUAAGGAUAACAUUGGACUGACGAAUUUGUUCAAGAAUCAUCUGUGUAAAUUUCCAUCGGUGACAUUAGAUACUGCAGAAGCGAUAAUUAAAGAGUAUCCAACAUUAUCCAAGCUGAUCCAAGCAUAUCAAUCGAACAAUGAAAACGGGCCUUUACUUCUGGCUGAAAUACCCAUUCGAAGGUCAGGUGGACCAUUGAUUUCAUCACGCAAGAUUGGUGCUGAAUUGAGUAGAAGAAUACAUUCUUUCUACACACAAUCGGUUCCGGAUUUCGUGCUGCAGUAGAGUCGAGUGGUGUUUAUUUAAAUUUCAAACGAAGCCAUUUGAAAAUAUUGUCAAUUUACCAAUUGCUUCUUGUAGCGCCAUCUCUCGCGAUAAACCCAUACUAAGCCAUAAUGAAUAGUUUGCGUAUACGAGUGGCGUGAGCUGUAAGCUGUUAUAAUGGAAUGAAUCACGUAUAGCUCAUUUCGUAAAACACCCUAAAAUUCUGAGAAAACCAAAUUCAAAAUAGAAAAAAAUAAAUAAACGGUUUAACACAAAA
This is a messenger RNA of Sitodiplosis mosellana (orange wheat blossom midge), 1299 nucleotides long. It is a transcript of the gene mms4, whose product is annotated as crossover junction endonuclease EME1. Gene Ontology annotation, biological process: mitotic intra-S DNA damage checkpoint signaling; resolution of meiotic recombination intermediates; replication fork processing. The record is from RefSeq and is a predicted model, not a curated record. The transcript is spliced from 5 exons. Gene Ontology annotation, molecular function: DNA binding; nuclease activity. Bases 102 to 1043 code for a protein of 313 amino acids. NCBI's taxonomy places the organism in Eukaryota, Metazoa, Arthropoda, Insecta, Diptera, Cecidomyiidae. Gene Ontology annotation, cellular component: nucleus; Holliday junction resolvase complex.